Trichobilharzia szidati is the source of this 855-nucleotide messenger RNA. Lineage: Eukaryota; Metazoa; Platyhelminthes; Trematoda; Strigeidida; Schistosomatidae. The record is from the annotation of a GenBank genome assembly.
AUGAAUAAACAAAUGGAGUUCUACAUCUUGUGUGUUGGUCUUCUAGGAAAUGUUUUAGCUUUGAUUAUAUUCUCAAAAACAUUGGUGGAUCAUUCGAUUAAAUCAAGAUUUUCAAUUGGAAUUGGUUUAGUACAAACAUUUCUUGAUUUAUUAGCAUGUUUAGCUAAUUUAAUGAAUUCAUUUCUACCAAGAGACUAUGUAGAAAAAUCACAAUUAUUAAGUAAUAUAAUGAGAACAAGAUUAAUUUAUUGGGCAAUUAUGAAUUAUCGUGGUUUAAGUAUAGUUUGCAGUGCAUGUGGACGAUAUAAUAAUAUGCUAAGACCAUUUUUCAGUAGAACUUACUUUUUUCAGCUAAUUGUAGCUAUUAUUCUAGGUGCACUGGUGAAUUGUAUCUCAUUGUAUUGUUUAUAUACGCUACACUCGGAUUGGGUAGACUGCAGUGAUUUAUGCUCCACAUGUGAAUAUAGACCAGAGAUAGUGAUAGCUGCAUUUUCAGCCAUUUGUGGUUUUGUUUAUCGUUUUCUAUUCCCAUUAACUGUUUGCUUUUAUGCUUAUACACGAUUGAUAAGUAUCUGUGAAAAUAUUAAUGAUAUUAAAAUGCAAAGAGCUGUUGGAGAUUUGAAAAGGAUGCGUUUUCUUGACGGUUGGUUUUAUAUGUUUUGUUUAAUACUGCAUGAAAUAUACUUUGUGCUGAAUUUUUUCACUACGAAAAGAUAUGUAAAUGAGAAGACACAGCUUUAUCAGAUAUUAUUACUCAUAACUUAUUUGUAUCCAUGUGUACAUCCUUUCUUAUCAAUUAUAAUGUAUCAAAGAUUUCGUGAUCCAUUAGUUGCGUUAUUUAGAAAGAAUAAAUAA